Molecule: messenger RNA, 9961 nt
Organism: Acanthochromis polyacanthus (spiny chromis)
Lineage: Eukaryota; Metazoa; Chordata; Actinopteri; Pomacentridae
Product: ephrin type-B receptor 2-like
Exons: 16
Coding region: 204-3209 (1001 amino acids)
Biological process (GO): axon guidance; central nervous system projection neuron axonogenesis; cell surface receptor protein tyrosine kinase signaling pathway
Cellular component (GO): plasma membrane; neuron projection
Molecular function (GO): transmembrane-ephrin receptor activity; protein binding; ATP binding
Source: RefSeq, a predicted model, not a curated record
UUAGGGGGCAGUCAAUGGGAUGCCGGUGUUUCCUCGUUUUCCCGCCCCCUUCUUUUGGUUUCGUCCAAACUGGCCUGAGCAGCAGCUCAUCAGUCUUUAUCCCUCUGCUGCUGCUGCUGCUGCUGCUGCUGCUGCUGGGAGGAGGAUGAUCUCUGUCUCCGAAUGAAUGCGCCGUCAGUGGCCCGCUGCUGGACGGCUACGCGAUGAAUGCAUUGGCUUUUUACAGUCAAAUGCCUGGAAUGACUAUUAUUAUGGAUAUCUUUUAUUUUCUAUGGAUACUGCCGCCGGUGUGGGCUGUCGAAGAAGUACUGAUGGAUUCAACAACUGCAACAGCAGAGCUAGGCUGGACCCUCUACCCAUCACAGGGGUGGGAAGAAGUUAGUGGCUAUGAUGAAAAUAUGAACACCAUUCGAACAUACCAGGUGUGCAAUGUCUUCGACAGCAGCCAGAACAACUGGGUACGCACCAAAUACAUCCGCCGUCGUGGUGCUCAGCGCAUCCAUGUGCAGAUGAAGUUCUCAGUGCGCGACUGCAGUUCUAUACCCAAUGUCCCUGGUUCCUGCAAGGAGACCUUUAAUCUGUAUUACUAUGAGUCUGACUCGGACAUGGCCACUAAGUCAUCCCCACCCUGGAUGGAGAACCCCUGGGUGAAAGUGGACACUAUAGCAGCUGAUGAAAGUUUCUCUCAGGUUGAUCUUGGUGGCCGCAUCAUGAAGAUCAACAGUGAAGUUCGAAGCUUUGGACCUGUUUCACGCAAUGGGUUCUACCUCGCUUUCCAGGAUUAUGGGGCCUGCAUGUCACUUAUUGCUGUUCGAGUUUUCUACAGGAAAUGUCCCCUUGUAAUCCAGAAUGGCGCCGUCUUUCCUGAGACUUUAUCUGGAGCAGAGAGCACCUCUUUGGUUGCAGCCAGAGGAGUGUGUGUUCCUAAUGGGGAGGAGGUGGAUGUACCCAUCAAGCUCUACUGUAAUGGGGAUGGAGAGUGGAUGGUACCCAUUGGGCGCUGCAUGUGCAAAGCCGGGUAUGAGGGAGUGGAGAAUGGCACAGUCUGCAAAGCAUGUAUGUCAGGCUUCUUCAAAGCUGCACAGGGAGAUCACAAAUGUCUGCAAUGCCCCAUUAACAGCCGAACUACAAGCGAAGGAGCAACUAACUGUGUCUGUCGCAAUGGCUACUACCGCACUGACUCUGACCCUCCACAGAUGCCGUGUACCACUGUUCCAUCAGCACCACAGAACGUUAUCUCCAUCGUGAAUGAAACCUCUCUGAGGCUGGAGUGGAGCCCACCCCAGGAGGGUGGAGGCCGUGAAGAUGUUGUCUACAACAUCAUUUGUAAAAGCUGCGGCAGUGGACGUGGCGGCUGUACCCGCUGUGGGGACAAUGUACAGUUUGUUCCACGUCAGCUGGGACUGACCGACACCCGCGUCCACAUCAGCGACCUCCUGGCUCAUACCCAGUACACCUUUGAAAUACAAGCCGUCAAUGGAGUGUCGGACCAGAGUCCUUAUUCACCACAGUACACAUCUGUCAACAUCACCACCAACCAGGCUGCACCAUCAGCAGUGUCAAUCAUCCACCAGGUCAGCAGAACUCCUAACAGCAUCACCCUAUCCUGGUCCCAGCCUGAUCAGCCCAACGGUGUUAUCCUCGACUAUGAACUGCAGUACUAUGAGAAGAACCAGGCAGAGUGGAACUCAUCUCUGACAAGGAGUCAGACCAACACUGCAGUCAUACGAGGUUUGAAGUCUGGAACUAUCUACGUCUUCCAGGUUCGGGCUCGAACAGUUGCUGGAUUUGGGCGGUUUAGUGGCAAAAUGUACUUCCAAACCAUGACUGAAGAGGAAUAUAACUCCAGUAUCCAGGAAAAGCUCCCCCUCAUCAUUGGCUCAUCUGCUGCAGGAGUCGUCUUAAUCAUUGCCAUCACUGUUGUCAUAAUUGUUUGUCGCAGCAGGAGAAAUUCAGACAGACCGGAAUCAGAGUACACAGACAAACUCCAACAUUAUACCAGUGGUCACAAAGUGUCACCAGGAAUGAAGAUCUACAUCGACCCCUUCACUUAUGAAGAUCCCAACGAAGCGGUCAGAGAGUUUGCCAAGGAAAUUGACAUUGCCUGUGUCAAGAUUGAACAAGUGAUUGGUGCAGGUGAGUUUGGUGAAGUCUGCAGUGGAAAUCUAAGGCAGCCUGGGAAGAGAGAGAUAUUGGUGGCUAUUAAGACACUGAAGGCAGGUUACACUGAGCGCCAGAGGCGGGACUUUCUGAGUGAGGCAUCCAUCAUGGGCCAGUUUGACCACCCCAACAUCAUCCAUCUAGAGGGAGUGGUGACCAAGAGCAGCCCUGUGAUGAUCAUCACUGAGUUCAUGGAGAAUGGAUCCCUUGACUCCUUCCUCAGGCAAAAUGAUGGGCAGUUCACAGUGAUCCAGCUAGUGGGAAUGCUGCGUGGCAUAGCAGCAGGAAUGAAGUACCUGUGUGACAUGAACUACGUCCAUCGAGACCUGGCAGCGAGGAACAUCCUUGUCAACAGCAACCUAGUGUGCAAAGUGUCUGACUUUGGCCUAUCACGCUUCCUUGAAGACGAUACAUCAGAUCCCACCUAUACCAGUGCUCUGGGAGGGAAGAUUCCCAUUAGGUGGACAGCUCCAGAGGCCAUUCAAUACAGGAAAUUCACCUCCUCUAGUGACUGCUGGAGCUAUGGCAUAGUCAUGUGGGAGGUGAUGUCAUACGGAGAGCGGCCCUACUGGGACAUGAGUAAUCAAGAUGUAAUCAAUGCCAUAGAGCAGGACUACAGGUUGCCACCUCCUAUGGAUUGUCCCAGUGCACUACAUCAGCUGAUGCUUGACUGCUGGCAGAAAGACCGUAACAACCGGCCUAAAUUCAGCCAAAUUGUCAGCACCCUGGAUAAAAUGAUCCGCAACCCCAACAGUCUGAAGGCCAUGACACCACUGUCAUCAAGUGUUCACUUACCUCUGCUCGACCGCAGCACUCCAGACUUCUCCUCUUUCAGUACAGUGGAUGAGUGGCUGGAUGCCAUUAAGAUGGGCCAGUACAAGGAGAACUUUACCAACGAAGGCUUCACCAGCUUUGAUGUGGUGUCUCAGAUGUCUAUGGAGGACAUCGUAAAGGUAGGCGUGACACUGGCUGGCCACCAGAAGAAGAUCCUGAACAGUAUCCAGUCCAUGAGGGCCCAAAUGAACCAGAUCACCUCAGUGGAAGUGUGAAAUCACAGAUCAGGAGCACACCAGCUCUGUUCACUGUAGAAAGCCCAGCAGCCACUGCCCCUGCAAUUCUGCUUGAGCCUCUAAGGAGGACUGAUAUAUUGCACACAGACUGUGACUUCAUUUAAACUGAGAUUGACCCUUCUUUUCUUCUGAUUUUCUCCAGAGGGUUCCAUCAGUCUGCAGCACAGCACAGAUGUAUGGUAGUUUUUGUAGCUACUCUAUAUUCAGGUAACGGUAAUGCUUUGAGGCCUGAUGUUGUAGUUGACCAUAAACACAGCCAUCGAAACCCAGUCUUCAAGCUGCUCAGCCCAUGUCGAUUUAAGAUUUCUGGCAUCACUACUCCACUGGCUGCGUUACCACAAAAUCAUCUAAGUAACAAAUCCUUCUCAAAAGUUGACCAUGCACUUUUGUUUUGUGUAUAGGACUCACAGUUAAAGUGAAUAAAAGGAAAAAGAGCACAAUUAAACUCAACUAAAUGUCUACUGCAUAAAACAACCUCAGUAACUAGCAUAAAGCUUGCAGUAGUCAAUACUUUCAGUUGAGCGCAUUUAUUUACAAGUGCCACUUGCACCUUACUGCUUGAUCCAUCACACAGAGAUGUUUGUUGUUAAAAUUAUAAGUUAUAACCCAUUACCUUGCUUGGCAUAUCAAAACCUACUUUUAAUAUUAUUUAUGGUAAACAGUUUUACAGCAAGAGACGCUACAUGUAUUUGCAUUCUGUGACUGCCUGUAUAUACAGUAUCUUCAUUGUUACUCAGUGUUUACAUUGUUACUCCUAAAUCCACACAGGAUUCAAAAAGCAUGUCUACGCACAAAGGAUUCACAGGAAGUGAUACACCCUCAUAGUCAUGUGACAGAUAAAGGCCAGUGGAUGCAUUUGGAAGAAGAAGCAUUGACUGUCUUCUUUAGUCUAGUUUGUUGAGCUGCCCUGUAAACAAAUCCACCAGCUGCUCCUCUGUUGCAUCACUGAUGUGAUAUCUGCUGAAGGUGAAGAACAAAUAGUCGCCACAUGUACAGUUUGUUGUACAAUAAGAAAAACACACUACCACCAGCAGUAACUAUAAAGGUGUUGCCAAAUCUAUCAGGACUGAAACCUUAAUGAUUUUAACUUUAAGUGAAGUAAUAUUAUUCAAAUGUUAUUUUCCUACAUUACAAAAUGUCUGGGCGCAGGUCCCACAAGAAUGCUGUCAGAAAGGAUCUUUCAUUGCAUCUGGUUUAUAAGCCAAUAGAAGCUAUCAGUCUCUGUCCUCUACUAUGACACAUUAAGCCUAAGGGAAUCUCUUCUCAGUAUGGCUCUUUUUAACCUCACAUUACUGUUAAUCAGACAGUGCUUGUUUUAGAUUUUGCUUAUUUUGUUUAUUGGCAUCCAGACUGGAAGUUAGUGAUGACAUUUGCUCUUUAAAGGUCUUUAUAAACGGCCGUCACAUACUUCCAUGCCUGCACUGUCAGAAGCUGCAGAUGUGGUUUUGACUGGAAAACUGACAUCUGAGACAAAUUAAGGAACCAAAUAGUUACUGUCAGCACUGUAAAAAUGGUCCCUUGAAACAAUCCUUUUGAGCUGGUCUGAAAAUUUCAUAAAAAGGCAUGGCUUCUGAUAUUUUGAAAAGUCAGUUGGUUGAUAUUUUUAUUUUUUGUAGACAUCUCUCACCAAAUAGAACAUUUUAACUGUGACAUGACAUCUGAAAUGGACAUUUUGUAAAUGCUUGUCUGUCCCUGUGAUCAUACUAACCCAUUUACUGUGGAACCGUGACAAGUUACUGCAACUUUGGGUCAGGGUUUGGGUGAGGAGACAAUACUAUUUCCUAUGUUUCUCAGUAUGUUAUAUGUGUUUUGGUGGGAAAGGUAGCCUACUUUACAGCAGUAUAUUCAAUUUCAAGAGAAAUCAGUUUUUCUCACAGCUGUUAUCCUGUACAUAUCAGUAUACUUUUCUUAAUUUUGAUGUACACCCCAACAAAAUAUCUGAAUGGUGUUCUAAAAUGACCAUACCACCACUUCAGUGAUUCAAUGUCUUUAUUGGUUCAUGUAUUUGCUGGCAUAAAAAAUAUGCUACUUUGCUCAAAAUUCCAAAGCUUCCUUCCAGGUAAAUUGUUCCAGUGAUUUUAAAUUUAACACAGGUUGUUAAGUGCAUAACAUUAUAAUGAGACUUGAAUGUCACAUAAGGUUCGUGUGUGAUCCAAUGUGCUCUUUAGGUGUCAGUUUAUGCUGAUAAAAGGCACAAGUGGAUGACAGACAGAGCUCUCUUGGAUCAUUCACUGAACAAAUAGUACUCUGAACAACAAAACUUUGCCUUUGACGUUGAAUCAAAAUUCUCUAUGCCCCUUCUUUCUUGUGACUACUUACAUUAGUCUGAAGGUUACACUGAUUAGACAGACUAAUGCUCUCAUAGUUACAAGAGACAGAUGUUGCAAUUAUGAAAAAAAAAAAAAAUUGACUUCCACAAAGUUGUUUCAAAACCUUUGCACCGAGCUAAGACUAAAUGUGGGAUUUUGAGAAGUAAUUGUCAAUUUAAAGAGGAACUCUUUAAAGGGUUCAAGUGUGUUCUGUGUACUUAUGUACUUAUCCACACUGUUGACUGUGGUUAGGUGUAGUCUGUUUUAUUUGUUACCGCUUUCAUCUAUGAUAUAUCGUUACAAGCAUCUUGGAGAACUUGCCACAGUUCUUCUGUGUAUUCAGUCUGUCUCAUGUCUCCUGUUUGUUUAUGCUGUUGGCUCAGUGGGUUCAGACCAUCUGUUGCAGGAAUCUGGUUCUUCUUGUAGCUGAAGAAAGUUCUUUGUGUUUGGUCAGUGGUCUACACUUAAAUGGCACUUCCUACCUUUGUGGUACCCAAAGCGAGGUGCUUGCCUGCCAUCAGGAGCAACUUGGUGAUCAGUGUCUUGCCCAAUGACACUUAAGCAUGCAAGGGGAACCUUUUGAUUAGUGGACAACCCCACUCUUCCACCUGAGCCACUGCCACCAUAUGUUUGAGACUCAUUUUCCUAAUUAAUUUUGGGACAAUCAAAUGGCUCUCUGAUGGUGUUGUGCAAUGGAUUAGAACCUUAAUAUCUCAAGUCACUGUAAAGUUUGCAUCUUAGCAUGUCUGAACUUUUUAAUGCUACAGUCAAAUUCUGUCAAAAGGAUUUAAGCACCUUUUAAUUUUUAAAGCGAAGAAAUGAUGUGGUGUGUUUUUAGUUAGAGCCUCCAAACAAAAGCGCCAAACUGGGAGUGUUUCUUCCUUGACAAAGUGCUGUGCAAUGCCUGGUGCAGCUGUCAACAAUAACUUGUGCUGUUUACAUUCACAGGUGAAGGCCCAAGGUUCUGGAGGAAUUUCAAUUUCAGCUUCUGUAAUUAAAGGGCAAUAACUCCUUCUUUCGAAUCUAGAAACUAGAACCUAUUGACUUUGAGGCUGCCACAAGAAUAACAGAAAGUUCUACAAACUUAACAAAACAUGUUAUUGUUUUUCACUCUCAAACAAACAUGAGUAUUUUGUCAUACUCACUUGGCAAGCCAACACUGAUUGGUAGUAGUUUCUAAAGUCCUGACAAAUCACCCUUACAAAAUUUGUACAGCUGUUUAUUGCUAUGGUAGGGUUUGAUUAAGUUAAAGCUAUGAAAAUUGUUGUAAAACUUCCAGCAUUGUAACUGGCUGUUAGAGCUGUAAACACAAGAUGAAAGAGCAAAUCCCUCGUGCUGUCAUUUUUCUUGUGAGGACAGUCUUUUCAAAAGAGAAGCAAUUGUGACCUUUGAAAUGAUUAUUUAUCCUCUGUUUUCUUAAAGGGCAUACGGAUCCUUUGACUGUUUGUCUAUGUGUGUAAUCUGUCCAUGUACAUAUUCUCUUUAUGAUUUAAAAUGACUUAACUGAGGUGAGAUGCUGAGUAUUGUACCAACAUGCUGCUUCAAAAACCACUGUGGGUGGAUAUAAAGGGAAUAUGGUUCCUAGGCUUCACAGAACCAGUAUACACUCAGAACUCUAUUUUGUUGGUUUUGAAAAAUGUGAAUUUUGAUAAAACUGUGGUUUUUAUAAAUGCUAUGACAACAAUUUAUACUUCACACUACAGAAAUGUGAAUUCUCAUCUUGGUUCAUGUGAUGUUUGAAUUAUUUUUAUUUUUUAAAAUGUAUAUCAGGAUAUUUGACAUGUUCUUCCUGCCACAAGAUACACGUGUACUCUUGCACUGUUGAUGUUCUGUACAUGAGUCUUUUCUGAACUCAAAUCCUAUUGAACUCGUUGGUCAUAAAGUUCUCAGUUCUUUUGAGGUACAACACUCCUGGUUUUGUGACAGUAUCCAAUAGCACAGCCAAAUCCAUCAAUUUUCUUCCCAAUAGAUGUUUUCUCAUUCAGUGCCAUUGUAAAAUGGGUAGGUAAUGUAUCUCCUCAUUCACUUUUUGUGGUUAAGUUGUUGUUUAUGAUCUACUCACUAGCACACAUUUUUUGAUAAGAAAAAAAAGUUCUCACUUGAAAUGAAGAUUUGAGUCCAUUUAUUAAUGCUUUGCUCACAGAGUGCUGGCUUAGCUACGGAAGAGCUGUGGGCAAAGAGGCCAUAAUGGGUUAAUCUGACCCAACACCUUUACCUCCAUCCUCUUCUUGUUCUGUAUGGUUGCACAGCGAGGUCAGAAGCUGCUUUACAUGUACAAUAUUUGUGCAUGUUUUUGUUUGAACAUAUUCUAUUUGUCAGUGGAAAGUAUGAGACAAGCUCAUCACAGAUGUACAUUAGAUACUGUGGGUGUGAUGUGUGCUCUGUGCCAAACGUCCUGCAGUCACACAAAUUGUUUGACACUUUUAAAUGACCGCAGUCUAAAACAAGGUGCUUCCACAGCUCUGAUUUUGAAGCUCUUCCGGGAAAUUAUUGGUAAUUCAUGUCCUCUUUUCCUUUUAAUAUAUCUUGUUCAGUUAGAUUAUCAAUAUCAGUCUGCACUGAUCUGUCAUGCAAUAUGCACCAUUAUUGUAACAAUGGUCCUAAACGUCUUACAGACAUGCACAAAUAGACUGUACUGUACACAUGCAUGGCCUGCACAUGUUUUGACACAAUGGGCAAGGCACCACAUUCACACCUUGUAUGCACCUGUUCAAUCUGACAUCAUUUGAUCUGUUUUUCUUCGCAGAAAUGAGUUCAUUUAAGGAUUUCUGAGAACUCCUUUGAAGUAUGGUUACUCUUAUGUUUUUUUUUUUAAAUUUAUUUGAAGCCUAACUUAACAACACAAGCUAAUAAUUAUGAUAGAUUCGUAGUCAAAAGAACCUUGUGUUGUUAUAUUUAAGUAAAUGCAACAGAAAAAGCUCCUUUCACCUCAAACAUUGUCUAACUGUGUCUGAACAGUAGCUAAACAGUGAGAUUUCCUAAAGAGAGAAGAAAGAAUCAAAGUCUGAAUUGGGGCCCUGAGUAACUACUUUUCACGUGAUCGAUCAUCAUUUCAACAUGAUAUUGAAUGUGUACAUUGAGGUUUUACUGGGUUGCACAGUUACACAACCUCCUAAAAGUGAGUGAGAAGUCACACUGCAAGACAUAUUCACCCAUAACAGUAAUAUAUUCUGACUACCUGAUGUUCUUUAAUUCAUUUUAAAUCAUCAAAUGACUGUGGGAGUUCAUAGCCUGAACUGCAGACUCACUGCUCUUAUCACUGGCUCAUUUUUGUAUGUGGGAGUCAUUUACAAACACACAUUUACAAACAGAGAGCAGGAAAAUCACUUGAAUUUAACCUCUUUAUGUACAGACUGAAGAAAACUUUUCCCUUUUUAAAAAAAUAAUUGCUUCAAUGUGUGUGCGCUGUGCUCCAUCCAUGUGUUGGCCCAUGUCAAAACUGCCCUAUGGCAGCUUCUCAGUACUUCGUACAGCUGAAAUGUGCCUGGUUUUGGUAGUAUUUUUACCAUUUACUUUUUUUUUGCCAGAGACAAGUUGAAAAUGUUCAAAUUCAAAAAUGUUUUUGUGUUCUCUCUGAGAGUGAACUAUUAAGAUAGAUAUCAACUUAGUAUCUGUGUGUGUUAAGAGCAGAGAUGGAGUCAGAACAUGGUUAGCUUGUUUAGCAUAAAGGCUGGAUGGUCAGGAACGGGAAACAUCUUCUCUUGCUUGUUCAAAGUUCAUAAACACAACAGUAUAUGGAUCAACACAAACGAUAAACAGGAUUCAACAUUGAACUUAAAAGAUGUUUAUAGGUGGAUUUUAUCUGAUUGAUUGAUAUCUAUCUUCUUGUCACACUCUCUGAAGGACAAAAACUGAAAACCUCAGAAAUUUUGAACAGGUGAACUGAAAUCAAAGUGAUGGUUUAAAUAACCCCAUGCAUAGUGCAGAACAGAGGCUUUUACACUGUCAAGGUUAAUGUUGAGUCUACAGUAUACUGUCAACAUGCUUCAGUUAAUAUUUAAAGUACCAAAAAAUACACAAGAGGUUUAACUGUCCAGAAUCCAGUAUUUCAGCUUUAUGCAGUACCUGUUCCCUUUACCGCACAGCCCUUCUUUUUGCCUGAGGGUCCCCUGAAGACAUUUCUAUUCUCUGUAGAUGGGAGUUUUAGAUAAAGGUUUUUCCUGCACCCUUGGUCCAAAGCACACGGGACAUAGGGGUCCAUGUAAAAUUCCAGAGGGUUUACCCACAGCCAAACAAGCUCUUACCACUGUGAUCUCACUUGGACUUUGCUUUUCUUUUUUAUGUUGUACAAAUGUAUAUUUGAUGGUAUACAUGUGAAGGAUGUAUCGAUUUGAAUUAUUUGUAAUACUGUUAUUGGUUUAUUUUGUAAAAAAAAAACAACAAGAAAAUAAAAAGUAAAUAAAGAAAGGACAGCACACACAA